This is a messenger RNA of Dinoponera quadriceps, 1555 nucleotides long. Its product is annotated as CCA tRNA nucleotidyltransferase 1, mitochondrial. The record is from RefSeq and is a predicted model, not a curated record. Lineage: Eukaryota; Metazoa; Arthropoda; Insecta; Hymenoptera; Formicidae. Gene Ontology annotation, biological process: RNA processing. Gene Ontology annotation, molecular function: RNA binding; nucleotidyltransferase activity. The transcript has 3 exons. Bases 142 to 1551 code for a protein of 469 amino acids.
UGCACGUCCGAUCACAGUUCCAACCGCGGUGUUGCAGUCUCUCAGUGGAAGAACAAAUUUGUAAGCAUGCCGGAAUAUGGAGGCGCGUAAUGAUUUCGUUUGAUUCACGUAGAGAAGCAACCGAGUGAUAUAUGUGUCAUUAUGUUGAAUACGUUGUCCCGGCGAAUAACGAGUCUACUUAAUCGUCGGAUUGUUCACGUACGCAGAGAAGUGAGAUACGAGACUACGCAUGAGGUUUGGCGAAAGGUUAGGAAGAUGGCCGACGAACCGUUACCACCGUCGAGAGCGGACCCGGUUAUAGCGACGUUGAACAGCCCGGAAUUCCUUUCCAUGUUUACGCCAGAACUGAAGACUCUCGUCAACCUGUUCGAGAAGUACAACUACGAGCUGAGGAUCGCCGGCGGCGCCGUGCGUGACAUUUUGAUGAACAAACACCCGAAGGAUCUCGACUUCGCGACCAGUGCGACUCCGGAUCAGAUGAGGGAGAUGUUUAUGAAGGAAGAGAUCAGAAUGUUGAAUAUGAAAGGUGAGAGGCACGGUACCGUGACAGCGAGGAUAAACGACAAGGAGAACUUCGAGGUGACCACUCUAAGGAUUGACAUUAUGACGGAUGGACGGCACGCGCAGGUGGAAUUCACCAAGAACUGGAAGUUGGAUGCGUGCAGGCGAGAUCUGACUAUUAAUUCCAUGUAUCUCGACUUCAAUGGCAAUUUAUACGACCAUUUCUAUGGCUACGAUGAUCUCAAGAACAGAAAAAUAAAUUUCGUAGGCAAUGUUCAUACUAGGAUACGCGAGGAUUAUCUUCGAAUUUUCAGGUACUUCCGUUUCUACGGAAGGAUCGUGGACAGCCCCGAUCAGCACGACGAAACUACGAUAAAAGCGAUAAAAGAAAACAUCGAUGGGUUACAAAGAAUAUCCGGUGAGAGAAUUUGGAACGAAUUGAGCAAGAUCUUAACGGGGAAAUUUGCCGUGGAAUUGAUGUUGAAAAUGUUGGAAUGCGGCAGCGGUGAAUACAUAGGUCUACCCGAAGAACCCGACGUGGAGAGCUUUCAAGUUGUUUGUCGACGCGCAUUGUCCAACAAUAUGACUUUAAAGCCGAUAUCUAUGAUCGUGUCGUUGCUAAAAAAUCAGGAGGAUGUUAUGAAUCUACACGGUCGCUUGAAAUUGUCCAGUUCCGAUCGAGACCUGGCGUUGUUUCUAAUUCAACACAGAGAAUACAUUCCCUGCGAACGGCCGUUAAAGCCGUACCAGCAGUUGGUGUUUAUUCAACAGAUGAAUAGGUACGACGUCUAUCGGGAAUACGUAAGAGAAGUAUUGAAGUACCAAGGAGCCGUACAACUAUUGGACGAAUUUGAGAAAUGGGUAAUUCCGAGAUUUCCCAUCGGCGGCACCAUGUUGAAAAGCUAUGUGCGACAUCCGAAAAUGAUCGGCAUGGUUUUAACGGAAUUGAAGAGGAUAUGGAUAAACGACGACUUUAAAAACACUGUUGAUGAACUUAUGGAACAUGUACCACGCAUAGUUAACGAAUUAGACAAUAAAAGGAAAAAAUAAUUGA